AUGCCCCAGCGCCCGAGCAUGGUGCCCUUCCUCAUCGAGAAGGAGGGCCGCAGCGAGGUCGACAUGGCGCCGGCCACCGAGUGUCUUACGCCCAAGGAAGCGCCGUCGCCAUCCUCGGCGGCAACGACGUCGCGCCCAUGGCACUGGGUCCAUACCCAGCUGACGCAGAAGGUCCUGUACGUCAUCCUCUUUUGCCUCUCGACCUUCUUAAGCUCAUCGAUCGCCUGCGGCUGGGUCGCCAACGCGGUCCAUCGCCCGACGUCGACGCCCUUCUCGCUCGCGCGAGCCCAAGCCAUCCUCGAGGCCCACGGAACGGCGUACGACGAGUGCAUCCAGGACGCACUCGCCCACGAGAUGCUCGCUCUCGUCGCGACAUGGAGCCACGAGCAAGAGGUUGUCGCGAGCAUCGCAGCUGCCAACGAGGUGGCGAUCCUCGCUUUGGCGAAUGCGACCUCGGCCUGCAAAGCGACCCUUGUCGAGCUGCAAGACACGUUUCUUCUAUCGUCGUCGGGCAGCGUGCUCUGCUCGCCCGAUGACCAACUGGCCCUCGAGACGCUGCAGAACGCGUAUUCGCUUACGCAGCCGCCGACGACCAAUCGUGUCUUGAUUCGCUUCUCCAACGCCCAAGCCCUAGCCGACGCCACAGCGCUGAACCGGACGCUCACAAAGUUUCAAGAAAGUAUGAACGCAGACGCGCUUGCUCUUCGCGACGUUGUCUCGGCCGGUGCAUCGUCGCUCCAAACCAACAUCGACAAGACCCACGCGGCCGUUCUCACGCUCCAGAGCCAGUGGUCGACAGCGACAAGCGACACGGUUGAUAUCCACGGCGUUCUCAGCUCGCUCCAAGGCGCCAAGGCUUCCGCGGCCGCCAUCGAAGCCGUCCUCGCCAAGGCCAAGCCAGCGCUGGCCGCGGUCGGAAUCGUCCUUCCGCCAAUUCGCAUUGCGCUGGACCUGGAGACGUCCAUGACGCAACUCCUUCUCUUUGGCUCCAUGAUGAACCGAUCGAUUGCGGCGGUUGCGGACGCGCAAGAGGCGACGCAAGCGGACGCACGCGCGUGGGUCGCAGGACUUGGCAACGCCAUAAACGAUGCCAACGCUACGACCGCCAACUUUGCAUCGCAGGUCGCGCGGUACACAACGCCCAACGCCUCGUCGUCGUUGCACCGGGCGACCUUUGGCAACUGGACACUGCGAGAUGCGCUGCUUAGAGAGCGAGGUGGCGCUGUCGUCGACACGUAUCCGGCGUG
This is a messenger RNA of Saprolegnia parasitica CBS 223.65, 1247 nucleotides long. RefSeq lists its product as hypothetical. The transcript is spliced from 2 exons. The annotation marks the transcript as partial. NCBI's taxonomy places the organism in Eukaryota, Oomycota, Saprolegniomycetes, Saprolegniales, Saprolegniaceae. The record is from RefSeq and is a predicted model, not a curated record.